Messenger RNA from Moneuplotes crassus, 909 nucleotides. The record is from the annotation of a GenBank genome assembly. Lineage: Eukaryota; Ciliophora; Spirotrichea; Euplotida; Euplotidae.
AUAAAAUCUAACUAUGAAUUCUAAAUAUCAAAACAUGUCAUCUCGGUAUCAUCCCCAGAAUCAAAGUAUUAUCGAAGAGCUCCGGAAGUACCCAGGGAUGAAUAUGUCACUUGAUAGAAUGGAGAAAUAAUCAAAGAAUGCUCGACCAUAAACUUGACCAAAAUCGAAAGCAUAGGCCUCAUUACUCGAAACAAGUGCCUAGAAGAACGCUUAGGAGUAUGGAGAAACCUAAAGACGUACCUGAUAAAGGAACGACAUUUUUGACAGAAGUUAUCAAGAAAUCCCCUUUCUUAAAGGAAAACAUGCCAACAUUGGAUCCUAAAUACGAUUCGAAAAUGAACCUGAGGAGAUUAGGAAAAGGGGCUCAGACCCCAAACAUAUCCACAGUCCGUUUCAAAGAGAGGAUGACUCCUUCUGGGAAUAAAUCAAUCAACAAUUUCUUUAAGAAAGAGAGACUCAUAUCAAAUUGCCGUAAGAAGAUAUGCAGGGAGACUAUUAAAGACAUGAAGUCCCAGCGGAAGGCCCUAAUCAGGAAACUUGUGAGUAAAUACUCGCCUGUUCUUACAGAGCUGAACAAGUCUUUCAAAUAAAGCACCGGAUAUAUUGAGCAAGCAGUUUAACAAAAGUUUCUAUGAGUUAAAAUAAGCGUCAUAUCUUCAGAAAGAUUCAGUCGGAUGUAGACUCUAAAUUUAACCAAGCUGUGCUGAUAAAGACUUUGUGUAAGAAGAAUGGUGACUUUUUGACAAAUAAGAUGAAAAUGUUGAGGGAGUUCCAGUAGAGAUAGGGAUUGAGACAGAAAAUCCUAUGGAAGUGAUUGAUGGAAGCAGGAUAAGGUUCUAUAGAGGUGGAUUAGAGGACUGAGUUGGCUCUUAUAGAUCCAGAUUUUGAGAAUGGGAUUUUGAGUAUGAG